UUCUAUUAUAUUGGACCCAGGGUUUAAGAUAGAUUAAGUCACAAUGGAAUGCUGGUUGUUCACGUACAUUGGCAUAGCUACGUGCAGCAUUGUAGCUUUUAAGUUUGUUUCGAAAAUUGUUCAUGCUCUUCGUAUUUACGUCUUCCCAACUGUACCAAAAUUCAGCAAAUACGGAAAAUGGACAGUUGUGACAGGUUGCACAUCCGGCAUCGGAAAGUCUAUUGCAAAAGCGCUUGCUGCAAGAGGUCAAAACAUCGCUUUGAUAAGCAGAAAUCCAGAAAAGCUGAAAACUGUAGCGACGGAGCUGGAGACAAAAUACAAUGUUCAAACGAAAUAUCUUGUUAUCGAUUUUACGCAAGACGAAAGUAUUUACGAAAAAAUAGAGGAAUUUCUUCAAGGAAUGGACAUUGGUACUUUGGUUAAUAAUGUCGGAAUGGCAAGUCCAUUGGCUUUCUAUCUGGAUACAAAAAAUCUUUCUCAAAUUCUCCCGGCUAUUAUGAAAGUCAACGUCAUGUCUGUAUUUAAGAUGACUCAAAUUGUGCUUCCAGGAAUGAUGGAAAGAAAGCGAGGUCUUAUUCUAAACAUAUCAUCGGCAAGUUCUUUGGUACCGGUGAACGGCUUUUCGGUGUAUGGGGCAACAAAGGCUUUGGUGAACUAUUUCUCCAAGUGCAUCAGCAGAGAAUGUGAAGGACAUGGCAUAACAGUACAGAGCGUGAAGCCCUUCUUUGUCUCCACCAACAUGGUAAACAAUGUGAAACCAAACAUGCUGGUUAUGGAUGCCGAUUAUUACGUCAACUCUCUUCUUGGAACUAUCGGUAAAGAACGAGAGAGCGACGGAUGCUGGCAACAUGGCUUACAGGGUUUUUUUGUGCGUCACAUGACCGAAGGAACUUUCAAUGCAUUAAUGAAAAGAAGAAUGAAAACUAUGCAAAGAAAUUUAUCUUUAGCUGGUAAAGCAGCGAAAAAAGACAAUUAAUCAAUUUUACAAAAUAUUAUUAGACAUCACAUGAAAGUUACAAUUUUUUAUUAAUUUAUUAUAACCAAUAAAUGAUUUAAAAUUUCAAACUGGAUAUGGUAAAAUUAAGUUAAUAUUAUGUUUUUUUAUUGCUGGACAUUUUAUUCAAUUAAUACAUGGAGAAAUGGUGACUGUUACUUCUUUCCGAUCGCGCCGAAGCAAUGCCAGUCGUUAUUACGCGGGUGUUCUGUUAUAAACAUCUCGUGCCCACCUCCGCGUAACUACAUACAGUAGCUUGAGGAAAGAUGGGACGUGUUUUCACUAUCUUUUAUUGUCCCAUUUGGUAGUGAACAUAAACUAUUUAUAAAAUUGUCCAACCGAAGUCUCACGGCUCGAAAAGAGUUUGUUAAUUGUUCAAAACACAAUCAUGAAAUAUAGGAACUGGGUGCGAACGGUAUCCCAUCUUUCCCCACAAAACUAUA
This is a messenger RNA of Ciona intestinalis (vase tunicate), 1437 nucleotides long. RefSeq names its product very-long-chain 3-oxoacyl-CoA reductase-like. The record is from RefSeq and is a predicted model, not a curated record. NCBI's taxonomy places the organism in Eukaryota, Metazoa, Chordata, Ascidiacea, Phlebobranchia, Cionidae. Gene Ontology annotation, molecular function: oxidoreductase activity. Gene Ontology annotation, cellular component: endoplasmic reticulum.